AUGACUUUCUUCGGCUACACACCCGCUAAGGCCACUUUCCUCAUCGUGGUCAUCGCCUCUGCAGUGAUCCUUUCCGCCCCUGCGCGCGUCACUGCCGCCGGGAGUCCCGCCAACGCGACUGCGCCUGCCAACGCGACUGCGCCUGCUAACGCGACUGCUUAUGCUAAGGGGGUUGCUGCUGGCGCGAUUGGGACUGCAAAAGCAACCACGCCUGGAGAUGCUAACAGCACCACCGUGGCGGCGACAGCGAGGCAGAGCAAGAGCUCGGGGCUAGGAAAGAACUCCACAUGCGCCUAUUACGGCAACUACUCCGCCAACCCCUACUUUGGCAAGGGGCUCACCGUGAAGCUUCCCCCCGCUAUCUUCGGCAAGCGCUGCGGCGCGUGCUACAAGGUAGAGUGCCAUGGCGACAAGAAGCGCUGCCGCAGCGGCAAGGCGACCGUGACGGUCCGCGUCAUCGGCGCGACGACCACGGAGAAGCAGAUCUCGCUGUCCCCCGUCUCAUGGUCCAAGAUCGUGCAGGGAACCGAUGCCGCCCCCGUUAAUAUCACAUACAAGCGCACCAACUGCCAUUCGACCCUCGGAUCCGCUGUGCGCGUGCGCCGCAACUCGACGGCGGAGAAUUUCAACAUUCAGAUGGUGGGUCUUGCCGGCCCCGGCACGCUCAAGGCGGUCGAGAUCAGCGCGGACGGCAAGAGGUGGGCGAAGCUGACGCGCGACGGCAGCAAGGCGAUCUGGGGAAUCAAGGGCAAGGAGGCGAAGGAAGUUGUGGGCGCGAAGAAGGCGAUGAGCGUUCGCCUCACUGCGGGACACACUCUCGAGAAAAUUACCCUCGCGAAUGUCAUUCCCGCCGACUGGAAGCCGCAGACGCUCUACUCGUCCAAGACCAACUUCAAAAAGCUCAUGGCUGAGGCGAACCACCCCCCUCUUCCUCUCGAGAACCCUGUUGAUCUGGUUCCGCUCAUUGCUCAGCCUGGUAGAGAGACGAGACGAAACGACUCCUGA
Messenger RNA from Closterium sp. NIES-65, 1005 nucleotides. Lineage: Eukaryota; Viridiplantae; Streptophyta; Zygnematophyceae; Desmidiales; Closteriaceae. The record is from the annotation of a GenBank genome assembly.